AUGUCAAUUGAUUGUGGACGUUCGGGAACAAUGGAACGACGACAACGACUUCAUGAUUUGGUGGAUUUGAGAGAGGAAUUGAGAGAUUUACAGGCCAACUUGGAGCACGAAGAGCUCAGAUUCGCCGACGCCGUCAAGAAACGAUCGUCAAUAAUGAAUCGGACGGAUCAAGAGGACUCAGAAGACGAGGAUCACUUUCUGGAGAGUCUUCGGAUAACUGAAGAAAGCAUUCACAGCCAUCGCCAAAAAAUCAUGGAAAUCCAGGGGAAAAUCAUUGACAAAAAAGAGAGCAUUUUGUCCCUGGAAAUUCUGGUGAAACUCGAUGAAAAUCGAUAA
Messenger RNA from Caenorhabditis briggsae, 336 nucleotides. NCBI's taxonomy places the organism in Eukaryota, Metazoa, Nematoda, Chromadorea, Rhabditida, Rhabditidae. The transcript has 3 exons. Bases 1 to 336 code for a protein of 111 amino acids. The record is from RefSeq and is a predicted model, not a curated record.